Camelina sativa (false flax) is the source of this 874-nucleotide messenger RNA. Lineage: Eukaryota; Viridiplantae; Streptophyta; Magnoliopsida; Brassicales; Brassicaceae. The record is from RefSeq and is a predicted model, not a curated record.
UUUGACAAAGAGCUUUCUUAUCCUCAUUCACAUGCAUUUCCUCCCUUUGUCUCUCUCUCUCACCGUUGACUUUUUUGAUAAUCCCAAGAUGCUUCAGUUUACAUUGUCUUAUAUCAAAUGGCUGACCAAACCUCUGUCCAUUAUUUCUCUUCUUCCUCCACAACCAAUUAAACAAAACCAUCAAGCCGCAGCAGCCAUGAACACCUUCCAACCACCGCCACCGCCACCUCCGGGGAUGCCUGACUAUAACGGGCUCCUCGGUCCAGACAACAUAGGAGGAUUCAGAUACGGAAUCGGUGUCUCCAUAGGAGUGGUCCUCCUCAUCACCACCAUCACCCUCACCUCCUACUAUUGCACACGUAACCAGCUCUCUUCUUCACCUUCACGAACCAAUCAAGAUUCAACACGUAUCCAUCACCAUCACCACCAUGUCAUCAUCGACGUCGUACCCGGUCUUGACGAGGACACCAUUCAGAGCUACCCGAAGAUCCUCUACUCGGAAGCGAAAGGCUCGACGACCGCGUCGUGUUGUGCCAUUUGCUUAGGAGACUACAAGGGAAAACAUCUACUGCGGCAGCUUCCAGAUUGCAACCAUCUCUUCCACCUAAAAUGUAUUGACACUUGGCUUAGGCUCAAUCCCACGUGUCCUGUUUGUCGGACUUCGCCGCUUCCGACUCCUCUUUCCACUCCCCUCGCAGAGGUUGUCCCCUUAGCCUCCUCCGUCGCUGCCACAAGGAUGCUCUAAUUAUUUGUUUAUAUUAUAACCGAAGAAAUUCUUAAUACCGUAACCCUGACUAAUCUCCGGCUUAAUCUCGCUUUCAAUUCUUCAAUAGUUCCUUGUAAAGUUUUUUAAAUCUUUUUCUGGUUACUAACU